Messenger RNA from Hibiscus syriacus, 827 nucleotides. RefSeq names its product probable translation initiation factor eIF-2B subunit beta. The record is from RefSeq and is a predicted model, not a curated record. Bases 111 to 422 code for a protein of 103 amino acids. Gene Ontology annotation, molecular function: guanyl-nucleotide exchange factor activity; translation initiation factor activity. Gene Ontology annotation, cellular component: eukaryotic translation initiation factor 2B complex. NCBI's taxonomy places the organism in Eukaryota, Viridiplantae, Streptophyta, Magnoliopsida, Malvales, Malvaceae. Gene Ontology annotation, biological process: translational initiation. The transcript is spliced from 3 exons.
UCCUUCCCAUUUCUCUUAGUAGAAAAUAGGCUAUGAAUUUUAUUUUUCUAAUAUAUUUUUUUUAUUUGAUUGCAGCCUUUUGAAGAAGUGGAUUUUGGUGAUAAAAGAAGAUGCCAGACACCCAAGCUCUCGUCAAUGAUUUUCUUAACAAGCUUAAGAAACGUAAGAUCGAGGGUUCACAAGCAACAGCGAAGCAGACAGCUGAACUUCUUCGUUCAGUGAUUUCUCAAACUCGUGUGCCUUAUACGAACCAGGCUGCUGCUUUGAUUCAAUCGGUUAAAGCUGUUGGAGAACGACUAAUUGCUGCAAAUCCUGUCGACCUUGCUGUGGGUAAUGUUGCGAGGAGUGUUUUGCACAUCAUCAGAGUGGAAUCUCUUCCUAUUCACAAAAAUCUUCUAGGAAUCAUAUCAGUUUCAAAUUAGUAUGGACACAAAAGUUAAAUAUUUUAUGUUCUGGAUGCUUUUUUGAAGCUUUUCUUGAAGCUUUUCUUGUUGUUUUAUUUCUAGUUGUUGAUCAAUACUUUUCCUUUAAGCAAUUAGUAGUUUUGAAUCAUUUAAUUUAUUUAUAGAAACAUCAAUGUAUCUAAAGUAGCUUCUGUUAAUUUAGUAUGGGAAGGGGAAAAGAAUAAAUCAAUUUAUGUUGAUAUUAUUACUUGCAGAAAAUAGAAAUUUCACAUUGGGGCAUAAUCCUAUAAUGUUAUGUUGCUCAUACUCUUCAGUUUUCUUGAAGUAACCCAUGUCCUACACUUAUCUGAACACGAGUGUAAGGGUAUGACACUACUCGGACUCCAAAGACAGAUUGUUGGAAAAAUUCGAACAUACUGGGCC